AUGUCAGGUAUCCUUGAAUUCAUGAGUGUGGCAGUGGGACUGGUCAGUAUUAGAGGUGUGGACAGUGGCCUUUACCUCGGAAUGAAUGAAAAGGGAGAACUCUAUGGAUCUGAGAAACUAAGUCCUGAAUGCAUCUUCAGGGAACAGUUUGAAGAAAAUUGGUAUAAUACUUACUCCUCCAAUGUGUACAAGCAUGGAGACUCGGGUCGGCGAUACUUUGUAGCACUUAACAAAGAUGGUACUCCCAGAGAUGGGGCACGAUCCAAAAGACACCAGAAAUUCACACACUUUCUACCGAGGCCAGUGGAUCCAGAGAGAGUUCCAGAGCUCUAUAAAGAUGUAUUAGGAUACAGUUAAAUGGGAUAUGUAUUCAAAAGGAAACAAAACCAAAACCUGUUCUGUCUUACCACAGCUUCCAUGGUAACACAGUCAUGAAGAACAUUCAAGGCUCUAGGAGACUGGAUUUGAAGAAGCUGUCUUAGUGGUAGCCAAGCCUCCAUUUUUUAAUAAUUGGAUGUAGGAGACAAAGCCUUAAUGUUUAGGAUGGAACAAGCCUCUUCUAAGUUUGCUGACACUUGUGCUGGCCAGUAGGCAGUGGAAAGUUUGAAUCCCAUUUAUUUUAAAAUACCAAACUAGUGCCUAGCUUCUCUGGAUUACUUAUUAUCCAUAAACUAAAGCAAAAUUGACUACCUAAAUCAUAUGGAGUUGGACAAUAGACAAGAAGUUGGAAGAAACAGUAAGGAAUAAACUGUAAAAUAGUGAUAAAUCCUGAGAACUGUACAUGAAGGUGAAGUGCUCUACUGCUAGUGAUGGAACUCGGAAGUCAGUGCAUCUCAGUCAGAGCUGGAACUUUUCUUCAGGAUGGACCUAUUUAUACAUCUUCAGAUUGCAUAUAUUUAUUUUAUAUAUUUAUUUAUUAAAGAGUUUAUUUUUUACUGGGAUAUGAAGAGAAUACAAGCCUCAAUGCGAUCAAAAAUCAUUUACAGUGCCAAUAUUUACUUUGAGGUAGUGUCAUGGUACAAAAAUGAUAUUACAUCAUAAUGCGUUCAAAAACAAAAUAUCUUAUUUCAUUGUUUAUAGAUUAGGUUAUAUUUUUAUGCACAUGCAGUUGCCUCAAAUCUUCAUAGGCUGGAAAGAAUGUUGGUUGCUUUUCACCUAUGAGAAUGCCUUACACAGACUUGUACUGACUUCAAAUGCACAUUUACAAGAGAAUUAAAACAUUUCACUUUA
Molecule: messenger RNA, 1230 nt
Organism: Gavialis gangeticus (Gharial)
Lineage: Eukaryota; Metazoa; Chordata; Crocodylia; Gavialidae
Gene: FGF20
Product: fibroblast growth factor 20
Exons: 3
Coding region: 1-357 (118 amino acids)
Biological process (GO): fibroblast growth factor receptor signaling pathway; animal organ morphogenesis; positive regulation of cell population proliferation
Cellular component (GO): cytoplasm
Molecular function (GO): fibroblast growth factor receptor binding; growth factor activity
Source: RefSeq, a predicted model, not a curated record